Molecule: messenger RNA, 1870 nt
Organism: Aaosphaeria arxii CBS 175.79
Lineage: Eukaryota; Fungi; Ascomycota; Dothideomycetes; Pleosporales
Product: ALDH-like protein
Exons: 2
Coding region: 210-1691 (493 amino acids)
Molecular function (GO): oxidoreductase activity, acting on the aldehyde or oxo group of donors, NAD or NADP as acceptor
Source: RefSeq, a predicted model, not a curated record
CUCCCGUUCCCGAGCGCAACCCUCCAAAUACUCACGUGAGACCGAGUUGUCCUCGUCAGUACGCGUAUGUUGUACGAUUGUUCGAUAUUUCUAUCGAAAUAUACAGAGUCGGGCCCGCUGCGUCCCGUCAUCUUCAUUCCACCUUCUCUCCUCGCAGUAUCGUGCCAUCAAACAACAUCGCACGGGAGCGACAGACACCCAAAAUCAAAAUGACAAAUUCCGAUGUAAUUGUUGCACAACUGCAAGCGACAGCACGAACAGAUCAAUGCCGUAACGUCUUUUUUAAACAGUCCGAGCUGAAAGCUCUACAUGAUGCGCUUAGAAGCAAUGCUUCGCAAAUCAAAGAGGCUAUCCAGAAAGAUACAUCUGUAUCUAGUUCCGAGGCAAGAACUGAAGUCGCAGUUGCUUUGUCGAUAGUGAAAGACCAUUACCAAUCACUGGACCCGAAGAAAGAAUUGGAAUACGAGUAUCGAACUUCGAAGGGCAUCGAUACAUUGGAUCGUCGGGAACCGUGGGGACUGGUUUACAUCGAGCCUGACUUGAGACACACGCCAUUUUUAUCCGUCAUCGCUCCAUUGAGUGCGGCGAUAGCGGCCGGAAAUUGUGUACUCUUGAAACUCGAAAGCAGUUUGCGACAAAUACCCGCGCUUUUACGAACUAUUCUUCCUCCGGCACUAAGUCAGAACUCAUUCGCUGCCAUAACAUCUACACCAAACCAGAAUGUUUUACAAGAGUGCCUUGAAGUCGUCCAAACACCGAGCAAUGACAUUCAACCUCAAAAUACUCAUCUUGUUUCGGCGAACGCCAGUGUAGUUGCGGUUGUCGAUAGGAGUGCAGACCUAAUUGCAGCAGCCGAACACUUAGCCGCUGCAAGAUUUGCUCUUCGAGGAACCUCCCGUUACGCACCCGACAUUGUCCUCGUUAAUGAAUUCGUGAAGAAAGAAUUCUUGGAGGCCUUGAUUCGCAGUGCCAUCCCCUAUAUCACAACGCAGUCCAAUCAAGCAAAUGGUUCUGCUUCAAAGCCGAAAGACCACGUCGCUGCGCAGCUAGAGUCCCUCAAGAGCAAUGCAAACUGGCACUCUAAUGUCAUAACCAGCGGCCAACUCGGUGCGAUCGUCGACUUGACCAGCAAAACCAACAAAAUCGUCUCCAUACCAGACAAGAUCUCCGCACCGGUUCUCGCCGUAUCGACGUUCACGUCGCUAGAACACGCUAUAGACCUAGCCACAGCAUCUGGCCGCCUGAGCGCGGCGUACUUCUUCGCUGAAGCUGCGCAUGCGAAAUACUUAGAUCAAUAUGUGGCGUCUGAAGUCUCGUUCGUCAACCACGUACCCGCGCAAUUGCUCCUCGGUCCAAUAGCGCCGCUCUUCCAUCCAUUCGAUCUGGAGAAGAGAUACACAGUCGAGCAUUUCACGCGAGCAGCUCCGGCCUUUGCUUCGCAAUCCACCAAUAAAGCCUCCGAACAGGUCAGAAGGGCACUGAAUGGAGAUGUCAAGUCUGGGCAGGCUCUACUGGAUGCUGCGACGCAACCUAUCCAAGAAGCUAAAAGGGCAGAAUGGAUUGCGUUGGGGUUCUUCGAACAGGGUAUCUUCAUUGGUUUGGGGGUUUAUGGACUACCACUCCUGGGAUGUAUUGGUGCUUCGUUGUUCUAUGGUGUUAGAUUUGGUUUGAGGAAGUUCGCUAUUUUGUAGUUCGUAUGAAUGGAUUUGAUGCAAUUCGUGACAUUGCUUGUGCUGUGUAUCUUUUGGUCUGCGUGGUCUGCGUGUGUAAAUAUCCUUUAACCCAGCCUUCUAACUCCCACGGGUAUCGUAUACUACUCCUUCCUCAUCCCGUGCAACCGCUAAAUCAAUCAUCGAUCAUCAUCUCCGAA